UCAAUCAACUCUGAAACGAAUUCCAGUUCCAAGUACAUUGGUGGACAUACGGAUGUGAUUGGCGGAUGUGUAACGACCCGUUCACUUGACCACUGGAAACGUCUCAAACUUCAGCAACUUACCACUGGAAGUGCCUUGUCGCCAUUUGAUGCUGCACUACUGGCCCGUGGACUGAAGACCUUGCCAUUGCGAGUUGAUAAGAUCUGCUCAAACGCUCAACGCAUAGCGCAAUUCCUCGACAAGCAUCCAAAGGUACUUCAUACUCAUUACCCUGGUUUACCCAGUCAUCCAAUGCAUGAGGCAGCCAAGAAGUAUAUGAAGAACUGGAGCGGCAUGAUUGCUUUUGACGUUGGCAGUGCAGCCGCCGCAAUUACAGUGGUCGAGUCAGUUCGACUAAUCAUCCAUGCAGUAUCGUUGGGUGGAACGGAAUCGCUCAUGGAGCACGCCCUAUCGAUGUCACACAGUAGCCAACUUCUUCGUGACGUCGCCGAACCAAUGGUCCCUCCGGGACUGUUGCGACUCAGUGUUGGAAUCGAGAACGCCGACGACCUCAUUGCCGACCUGGAAAGGGCUCUCAACCUCAUCUGA
This is a messenger RNA of Cooperia oncophora, 588 nucleotides long. Lineage: Eukaryota; Metazoa; Nematoda; Chromadorea; Rhabditida; Trichostrongylidae. The record is from the annotation of a GenBank genome assembly.